AUGGAGGACAGUGAGGGGUCUUCGUUCAUGCCCACAACAAAGGCUCUGCUUCGGAUCUACACGAACGCCGCUCGCAGCAUGAUGUGGCGGAAGACUUCUGCGCACGGAUUGCGGGCACUAUGGUCACCAUCAGUCAUGCAGCACGACACAGUGAUGGACGCCUACCGGCUGGAAGCGCUCAAAGCUAUCCUCCCGAAAGGCACGCCUCCAGACAAGCUUGGCCCGACCGUGUGCGAGAUCACCAUGCUGCCGCUGGACGGCACGAACGAGGUCGUCAAGAAAAAGGCAAUCGUGACCACAUGCAUGGAGAAAGAACUCGAAACAAAGGGCCUUGACACACCUGGCCUGGACAUCAAGGCCAUCCAAGCGAAGUGCCUCAAGUGCGCUUUCCCGAAGCUCUCCGAAGCCGACGCGGUGGCACGCUACAAGGACGUGGUGAAGAACUUCGAGAACUACGAAGAAAACGCGGUGCGCGUCAAUUCAGAGCUCAAGGCUGCCAUGCGCUUCAUGCUAGACGAAGGUCCGACUAAAGAGAUGAACGAUGCCGCCCGCACCGCGUGUCUAAAAACCAUGGCUCCAGGUGUCACUCCCGACAAGUACAUGUCGCACGUCGUCAGCUUGUUCAAGAAGGGAGACCUCGAGAGCAAAAAAAAGAUUGAUGCCUGCACGUAUAAGAACUCGCUGAAGGGAAAGUGGGUGCGUGCCAGGCAGACGAUGAUUCGUGAGUGCGCGGAGGAAGCCCAGAAGAAGCUGCCCGCAAACCUGAGAGGCGACCUGCAGUUUCUGUACGCCUUGCAUCUCAACGCAACUGCCCUGGAAAUUUACCUCUCUUGUGCGGAACGCGAAGAAGACACUAUAGUGGAUGGGCCCACCGGUGCCGGCGGUGUCGUGGACGUGUACUGCACCACCAACGGCAAGGCUCCUCGCAAGUGCCCCCAGUGCGCCUCCGAGGAGUACACCACCGUCGACGCAGCCAAGGUGGAGGCGACGGUGGAUGCCUGUUACAGCAAGAAAGAAGCUGCACAUCCGCUGUACAAGCAAUACACUGCCUAUUUGGGACAGGUGAAGGCCAAGAACAUCGCCAAGGGAAAAUGCCUGCAGGACGGGGAAGCAGCGGCGCAACAAGCGAGUCAGGGUGGCAAGAGUGGAGCGCCGGCAAGGGGCUGAACUGGUACUGGCUCGAGGAAAUAAAGAUGGAUUUCAAUAUA
This is a messenger RNA of Dermacentor andersoni, 1208 nucleotides long. RefSeq lists its product as uncharacterized. Lineage: Eukaryota; Metazoa; Arthropoda; Arachnida; Ixodida; Ixodidae. The record is from RefSeq and is a predicted model, not a curated record.